CCAAAGAAUGUAGGAAAUCAAAAGAAAGAAAAAAAGAAGAAAAAAAAGAUAAUUUUCUUUGGGUCUCAGGAAGAUAAAGAAAUAUGGGCAUGUACAAGUUAGGCUUGAGGUAUGUAUUAAUGAUUUUACUAUUUUCUUUUUAAUUUAAAAGAGUUGUGAUUUAUUGAACUAUACACACCUUGUUGAGAUUUGGCCCAAGAAACAACUAAUUACUCAUUAUUCAUAUCUCUGGACUUGUAUCACACUGAAUAUUCUACGUCACGUCAAGUAAUACGUUUUUACUCCCAAAUAAGGUAAAAGGAAUUCAUUUCAAAAUAUUACACGGGUAUUAUUCCUGCAAUAUAUUUAUUAAUAAAUUUAAAACUGACAUUUCACCACAAUGUUCUUUGUGUACCACUGAGCCUGAAAGUUUUGUACAUCUAUUUUGUACUUGUAAAUGUCCUAAAAAGUUUUGAUAACAGGUUUCAAGGUUGAUUUUUGAUUCAUUUUACAAAAUAAUUAAUUUUGACAAAUGCAUGAUUCUUUUUUUGAAUGGUAAAACUGGCUAUGAUACACUCGACAAUGCUUUGAAGUUGAUUAUUUUUCUUGGGAUGUUUCACAGGGCAAAAGUAAUGUCUAUUACUCCCUCCUUCAAUUUUUAAAUUAAAUUUUAAUUAAUUGAUUUUCUGUAAAGAUUUUAAAAUAUUUUAUAAUCUUUGACCUCAAUUACAAGAAACAAGAUAGCUAUUAAAACCUCUCUAAUAAUGAAAAAAUUAUCUGUACAAUCUAAUAAUUUAAAUACGAUGGAUCCCCUCAUAUAUAUGUUACACUUUUUUGUUUAAAGUAUGUUCUGCAUCACUAAGGUUUGCAUUAUUGUUACAUAUGUUAUCAUAUAAUCCUAUAUGCUUGUCAGUUAUAUGCUUCAAUUUAAAAAAAUGUAAUAAUAAAUAAAUAAUAAAUAUUCUAAGUCACAUGUUCAGAAAUGUCUCUCCCGCACACUUGAUGGCGCCGAUUCACAAACCCACUCACUAUUCAGUCAGAAGAAGUAUGGUAGUCAAGAUGGACGCUGAGCUGUUGUUGUUUUUGGUUUCUGAGAACAAGGAACUGUUUGAUAAGAACCACAGCGAGUACAAAAACACGAAACGGAAAGAAGCGCUCUGGCAAGGAAUAGCAGACAAAAUGGGAGUCGACGUGGAAGAGGUGAAAGCUAAAUGGAAAAACCUCAGAGACACAUACACCAGGAAAAAGCGACUGGAGCAGGACGGCAGUCGUAGUGGACGAGCUGCUAAGAAAAAGAAGCAAUGGAAAUAUAUGCGAGUGAUGGACUUUCUCGACCCCGCCACAGAACACAGAAGUGGUAUUCUGGACAGCAAAAUCGAGGAUGACGAGCCAGAUGAAGACAGCGGGGCGGAACCAGCCAGCACUAGUACAGGGACGUCUGUGACCAGUCCAGAAGCGAUGAGAUCCAGCAUUGUAAAGCGGAGGAGAUCAGAGACACUUGAGCUGUUGGAGAAAUAUCUGGCAACUAAAGAUGCAAAGGACAGAGAGAAAGACGAACAACAGCAAGACGAAGUCGAUUUAUUCCUGCGGAGUUUAGCACCUGCAUUAAGACGCUUACCUGCUUCAAAACAAUCCUUGGUGAAGCUUCAAAUCCAAAAAAUACUUCAUGACGCAGAGUUCGGACAGCCCAGCUUUCCACAGAUAUCUUCAGUGUCGCCAAGUAAUCAGUUGUUACUACAGUGUAGUGUUGUAAAACCCAGUUGAAAUGCUUUUUUUUAUUCAGAAAAAUAAAUAUGACUUUAAAAGUUGA
This is a messenger RNA of Danio rerio (zebrafish), 1789 nucleotides long. The record is from RefSeq and is a predicted model, not a curated record. Lineage: Eukaryota; Metazoa; Chordata; Actinopteri; Cypriniformes; Danionidae.